Messenger RNA from Yamadazyma tenuis ATCC 10573, 3252 nucleotides. It is a transcript of the gene PMA1, whose product is annotated as H(+)-exporting P2-type ATPase. Gene Ontology annotation, cellular component: plasma membrane. Gene Ontology annotation, biological process: regulation of intracellular pH; proton export across plasma membrane. Gene Ontology annotation, molecular function: ATP binding; P-type proton-exporting transporter activity; ATP hydrolysis activity. The record is from RefSeq and is a predicted model, not a curated record. NCBI's taxonomy places the organism in Eukaryota, Fungi, Ascomycota, Pichiomycetes, Serinales, Debaryomycetaceae.
GCCAAUACCUGUAAAAUUUAUUACCCAUUUCAGCCGCUUUUAAAACAUUUUCAAAAUAAAGAUUUUUUUGUCAGAUAUUUCAUUUGUUGAAAAAAUUAUUUAAAUAUCCCAGAUAUCCCUGAAUUUUAAUCUCUUUUUUUCUUUCGUUUUCUUAACUUUUUAGACUAGUUAGCUGUUCUUGUAUUAGUAAACAUGAGUGCUGCUACUGAACCAACCAAAGAAAAAGUUGAUAAGGCUUUGUCUGAUGACGAAGAUGAAGAUAUUGACCAAUUAAUUGAAGAUUUACAAUCUGUCAAGGCUGGUCUCGAAGAAUCUGAUGACGAAGUCGACGAAGGUUCUUUCAAGGCCGUCCCAGAUGAAUUGUUGCAAACCGACCCUUCUACCGGUUUGACUGCUGAUGAAGUGAACAAGAGAAGAAGAAAGUACGGUUUGAACCAGUUGGCUGAUGAGUCUGAAAACAUGUUUGUUAAAUUCAUCAUGUUUUUCGUCGGUCCAAUUCAAUUCGUUAUGGAAGCCGCUGCUGUUUUGGCUGCUGGUUUGGAAGAUUGGGUUGAUUUCGGUGUGAUUUGUGGUUUGUUGAUGUUGAACGCCGCCGUUGGUUUCAUUCAAGAAUACCAAGCCGGUUCUAUUGUCGAAGAAUUGAAGAAGUCUUUGGCUAACACUGCUUUUGUUAUCAGAGAUGGCUCCUUGGUUGAGGUGCAAUCUUCUGAAAUUGUGCCUGGUGAUAUUUUGCAAUUGGAAGACGGUACCGUUAUUCCAGCCGAUGGUAGAAUUGUGUCUGAAGACUGUUUCUUGCAAGUUGAUCAAUCUGCUAUCACUGGUGAAUCUAUGGCUGUUGACAAGAAGCACGGUGAUGCUUGUUACUCUUCUUCCACCGUGAAGACCGGUGAAGCUUUCAUGAUUGUUUCUGCUACCGGUGACUCCACCUUUGUCGGUAGAGCCGCCGCUUUGGUUAACAAGGCUUCUGCUGGUACUGGUCACUUCACUGAAGUGUUGAACAGUAUCGGUACGAUUUUGUUGGUUUUGGUUAUCGUUACUUUGUUGGUCGUGUGGACCGCCUGUUUCUACAGAUCCGUGAGAAUCGUGCAGAUUUUGAGACACACUUUGGCCAUCACCAUUGUGGGUGUGCCAGUUGGUUUGCCAGCUGUUGUCACCACCACCAUGGCCGUCGGUGCUGCUUACUUGGCUAAGAAACAAGCUAUUGUUCAAAAAUUGUCUGCCAUUGAAUCUUUGGCUGGUGUCGAAAUCUUGUGUUCCGAUAAAACCGGUACCUUGACCAAGAACAAGUUGUCUUUACACGAACCUUACACUGUUGAAGGUGUUGAAGCCGAUGACUUGAUGUUGACUGCUUGUUUGGCUGCCUCUAGAAAGAAGAAGGGUUUGGAUGCUAUUGAUAAGGCUUUCUUGAAGUCUUUGAUCUCGUACCCAAGAGCUAAGAAUGCUUUGACUAAGUACAAGGUUUUGGAAUUCCAGCCUUUCGACCCUGUGUCCAAGAAGGUUACUGCUAUUGUUGAAUCUCCAGAAGGAGAAAGAAUUGUUUGUGUUAAGGGUGCCCCAUUGUUUGUUUUAAAGACCGUCGAAGAUGACCACCCAAUUCCUGAAGAUAUUCACGAAAACUACCAAAACACCGUUGCCGAAUUUGCUUCCAGAGGUUUCAGAUCUUUGGGUGUUGCUAGAAAGAGAGGUGAAGGACACUGGGAAAUCUUGGGUAUUAUGCCAUGUAUGGAUCCUCCAAGAGAUGACACUGCUGCUACUGUUAACGAAGCUAGAAGUUUGGGUUUGAGAGUCAAGAUGUUAACUGGUGAUGCCGUUGGUAUUGCUAAGGAAACUUGUAGACAAUUGGGAUUGGGUACCAACAUUUACGAUGCCGACAGAUUGGGUCUUUCCGGUGGAGGUGACCUUGCUGGUUCUGAAAUUGCUGACUUUGUUGAAAACGCUGACGGUUUCGCUGAAGUGUUCCCUCAACACAAGUACAAUGCCGUUGAAAUUUUACAAUCUAGAGGUUACUUGGUUGCCAUGACUGGUGAUGGUGUUAACGAUGCUCCAUCUUUGAAGAAGGCUGAUACCGGUAUUGCUGUCGAAGGUGCUACCGAUGCUGCUAGAUCUGCUGCUGAUAUUGUUUUCCUUGCCCCUGGUUUGUCUGCUAUCAUCGAUGCUUUGAAGACCUCCAGACAAAUUUUCCACAGAAUGUACUCUUAUGUUGUUUACCGUAUUGCUUUGUCUUUGCACUUGGAAAUUUUCUUGGGUUUGUGGAUUGCUAUCUUGAACGAUUCUUUGGAUAUUAACUUGAUUGUGUUUAUUGCUAUCUUUGCCGAUGUGGCCACUUUGGCCAUUGCUUAUGACAAUGCUCCUUACGACCCUAAACCUGUUAAGUGGAACACCCCAAGAUUGUGGGGUAUGUCCAUCAUCUUGGGAAUCAUUUUGGCUGUUGGUACUUGGAUCACCUUGACCACCAUGUUCAUGAAGAAGAACGGGGAAAUCCACGGUAUUAUCCAAAACUGGGGUGCCAUUGACGGUAUCUUGUUCUUGCAAAUUUCCUUGACUGAAAACUGGUUGAUUUUCAUCACCAGAGCUCAAGGUCCAUUCUGGUCCUCUGUUCCAUCCUGGCAAUUGUCUGGUGCUGUCUUAAUUGUUGACAUCAUCGCUACUAUGUUCACCUUGUUCGGUUGGUGGUCUCCAAGAUGGACUGACAUUGUUACUGUUGUCAGAACCUGGAUCUGGUCUUUCGGUGUGUUCUGUGUCAUGGGUGGUGCUUACUACUUGAUGUCUGAAUCCAGCGCCUUUGACGACUUCUGUAACAGAAGAAAGACCAAGCCUACGCAUGACUCUAGAGCUUUCGAAGAUUUCUUAGUGUCCAUGCAAAGAGUGUCUACUCAACACGAAAAGUCCACUUAAGAAGGUUCGGUUUAAUGCUUGAUAUGUGAGCCAUUGGGUUUGUGGUUGUGCUAUUGGCUGAUGUGAGCUAAAGAGAUUGUUAUGUUAUUUUGGGUAUCUCUGUGUUUGUGUUUGCUGGUGGCUUGACUGCUUUUUCCAAGGCCUUUAUUCCUGCUCGUUCUUUUGUGUUUUUUUCUCCUGCGACUUUGGUGGUAGGCUGCAAUUUUUAUCAUCCCAUACGGAUUCUGAGUUAUGAUUAUAGAAAUUUGCGGUUGAUGGGUUGCGUCCUAUACCUUUGUCGUUUCCAUUCUUUUUUUAUAUUUAUUUGAUUCCCAUCCCCAUAUUUUACGUUUUAUAGUAAUAGAUAAUAGUACUUUG